Pomacea canaliculata is the source of this 6521-nucleotide messenger RNA. Its product is annotated as protocadherin-11 X-linked-like. Gene Ontology annotation, cellular component: plasma membrane. Gene Ontology annotation, biological process: homophilic cell-cell adhesion. NCBI's taxonomy places the organism in Eukaryota, Metazoa, Mollusca, Gastropoda, Architaenioglossa, Ampullariidae. Gene Ontology annotation, molecular function: calcium ion binding. The record is from RefSeq and is a predicted model, not a curated record.
GAUGGCUGGGCGGAUUGGGUGACACGGCAAACACACUGAGACAGUCGUGGCAGGGGGAAGAGAGAGAGAAAGGUGGGAGACAGAGGGGGGACAGCAUGGAGAGAAUCAGUGAGAGUGAAGCAGUCGGCGGUGUGACUCCCAGUGGUGUCGCCGUACCUGUCGGCAGACAGGAGUGACAGAGGAAUAAAGAACAUAGCGCUCCUCGUGUGGUGUCUUCCUGCAGGGACAAGUUGUUACAACUACGACACAAAGACGGCAAAGCCAGGGGCCCAGGUGAGGAGGAUUGGACCGGCGGCUGUAGCAGAAGGAGGAACAGAAAAGCAAAGGGAGGGUAAUCGGCGGUGAGAAGGACUGGGGGAGCAGGAGGAUUGCCAGGCGAUUACUUCUUCCAUCGACGGUGAGUGAGUUCGAGGCCCUGUGGAUGUCGGCAUGGGAUCAAGGUGCUGGCGGAGGUACACACGGGCGUUGUUGACGUGGUCACCAGCCUGGUCUUCCCGUGGGUGGGAAUCCACCCGACAGUGCACGUGAGGACCUUGGUGUACCUGGGGGAAAUACCAACAACAAGCUGCGUGUGGUGAUGUGUGGUCAAGCAGACGACAUUUGUCAAGGAUUCUAUAACAGGAGUACUAUCAUCGCUGUGUUAUCGGCCCGAGGGCUGCUCGAGUUUGUGUCUAUAUUUGUGUCGUGUCUAAAUUUGGAAGUGCGGAUGACAUUUUCCCACGUGACAGAAACUUUUGUUGGUGGACGAGAAGGAAAACCCCAAGGACGCGAGUGAGUGUACGGUGUGUGUGGACAUCACACCACCACCACCACCACCAACAACAAACAAGUGACUCAUCAGUCAUGCCGCAGCCCCGGCUUGUGAUUUCCUGCUAGCUGUUGCGAGAAUAUCGUGAAUGUGUCGAGAUCAGCACGAGAUCCACAAGCAGGACUAAGCGAUCAUCAAAGACAAAGGUGAAGUGAGAAGAAAAUGUCUGGAAUCAGGCGAGCGGCCUUGCGCUACGCCAUCUUGGUCCUCGUGCUCCUCCUGGCCUCCUCCCUGGCGAGCGACGUCUUCUACUCCAUCAGAGAGGAGUUAUCUCCCGGCACCAUCUUCGGCUACAUCGCCGACGACUCGGACCUCCGGCGGAAGGUGACCGACGAGCUGAACAACCUGCGGUACAGCUUCCUGACCCAAGGCAACCCCAACAGCAGGUACUUCAACAUCGAGUCCAAGACCGGAGUCCUGUCGGUCGGCAGUCGCAUUGACCGCGAGACUGUCUGCAGCUUCCGACCGGACUGUCAGCUGACGGUGAGUGCGGUGGUGCAGUCGGAGCUUGGUCCCUUCUUCCACAUCAUCAACGUCCACGUGGAGAUCGUGGACGUCAACGACAACCCGCCCACCUUCCUGCAGGACGUCUUCACGGUGUCCAUCCCCGAGAACGCGGCGCUGGGGGUCACCUACCCCUUGCCCACUGCCUUCGACAAAGACACAGGCACCAACAACACGGUGGGCGACUUUGGUUUGGCUGGUCCUCUCGUGCGAGACUAUUUUCUCAUCACGGGGCACGAGACCUUCUCCCUGCAGUCGUCACGUGACGAGGUGGGCAACGUGCAGACAGCACUACAGCUGCACAGCGAGCUGGACCGCGAGCAGGCCGCAGCCUACACGAUCUUGGUGGGGGCAAGAGACGGGGGGCGCCCCCCACUGACUGGCACCCUGACUGUGCACGUGACCGUCACCGACGUCAACGACAACUAUCCCGUGUUCGAGAGCUACGUGUACUACGUCAACGUCUCCGAGACGACCCGGACAGACGUCCCUCUUGUGCAGUCGUGGCACGCAAAACUGCUAAAGGUGUGUAGCGAUGAGUGUGAUGUGUCAUGGUCACAUGUGUCAUUGCUGAUGGUUUUAGAAGGAUUAUUUUGUUUCUCAGAUCAGAGCUGGGAUGCCGACAUCGGACACAACGGCAACCUCACCUACAGCUUCUCGCAGCUGCAACCGCAGGACGUCCUCAACCUCUUCCGCAUGGAGACGGUGACAGGCACCAUGUACCUCGCGCGCAGUGUAGAGAACCACACUGGAAAAAUUUUGAACUUGUGGUGGAAGCCAAGGAUCAGGGGUCACCCCCAAAAUCUCACGAGCUCUCGUGCGAGUGCGCGUGCUGGACACCAUCAACAGCCGCCCAGAGAUCUACGUGGACAUACUGUCCUCCACUGGCGAGGGGCGGGCAGAGACCUUACCUGUCCUGAACUCAUUUUAUUGCUGACUUACCUGUCCUCUGUUGACUCCACCACAGCAGUGUCGGAGUACGCGGAGGUAGGAAAGGUGGUUGCUUACGUGUCCGUCCGCGACCCGGACUCAGGUGAGAAUGGUGUGACAGUGUGUCGCCUCAACACACAGGACUUCGAGCUGCAGCCCUUGAACAACCAGGGACAGUACAAGGUCAUCUUGGUGACGAACUUAGACCGAGAGAAGACAGCGCAGUACGACAUCGCCGUGGGCUGCACGGACUUCGGCUUCCCGCCGCUGGAGAACACGGCCAAGUUCCUCGUCAUCGUCAAGGACGAGAACGACAACGCACCCGUCUUCUCGCGCCGCAGCUACGUCACCACCAUCAAAGAGAACCGCACGGUGGGCGCCGUGGUGGCGCAGCUGACGGUGACGGACUACGACGAGGGCCGCAACGCCGAUGUGACGUUUCGCGUGGCCGGCGCCUACGGCGACGACUUUGAGAUUCUCGACAACGGCACCAUGAUCGCCACCGUGGCUCUGGAUCGGGAGGUGUCCGAGAAGCUGGUGGUGAAGGUUCUGGCGGUGGACAAAGGUUUCCCUCCCUUGUCGGGGUCGGCCACAGUGUUCAUCACCCUGGAGGACGUCAACGACCAGGCGCCGUCCUUCAGCGACCGCCGCUACUCCUUCAGCGUGGCGGAGGAUGCUCGCCCCGGCACCUACGUGGGCAUCGUCAGCGCCGACGACGGCGACGUGGGGCGAAACGCUGAGGUGACGUUCCUGCCGGCGCCCGACCAGUACAGCGACACCCCGGCGACCUUCGUCAUCACCAGGGACGGCGUGGUGAAAACCAAUGUGGAGAUGGACAGAGAAAAGGUUGAUGUUCAUUUCUUCGCGGUCGUGGCUCGGGACGAGGGGGACCCGCCCCUCUCCUCUACCGCCACCGUCACCAUUCAUGUCGAUGACGUCAACGACAACGUGCCCGUCUUUCUCUUCCCCACAGAGGCCAACGACACCCUGUCCAUACCCCACACCUUCGCCCCGGGUACCCCGAUCACCCGCGUCCUGGCCGAGGACUCGGACUCGGGGCCGAACGCAGCGCUCGUGUACUCGUGUGCCUCCGCCAACGACUCGGGCCUCUUCGGAAUCAACUCGGGUACAGGCGACCUGUACCUACACCGCUACCUGUCUCGCAGUCAGACGGGCUUGUACGUGCUGCGGGUGGCGGCUCACGACGAAGGCACCCCCCAGCUGUCCAACCAGACACUCCUCUUCGUAGACAUCUACUUUGACAACAGUACGCUGCUGGAGUCGGCGCAGGCGGUGGCGCCGUCCAAGGCGGUGAUCACGGCGCUCAUCCUGGUGGGGGUCAUCGUGGUAGUGGCGGGGGUGGCCGUCACCACCCUCGUCUGCAUCCGCCGCUCCGAAGCCAGGAAGAAGAAGAACGUCAGCGUCGACCAACAGGCGGCGCCAGGAAAGCUGCAAGGAGGGUACUACAUCGCCCCGGGGGUGUGCGAGUCUCCUGCCUUUGGAGGCGUGGUGACCAGCAGCGGCAGGGUGGGUAAGCCGGUACCCGAACAGGCGGGCGGCAGCGACAACACCGUCAGCGGCAAGGACACCAGCAACUUGCGGACAGCCAACCCCUACGUCAUCAUGCCGCCUCACAGCAACUACAGCGACCCUGAGGGUCCGCCGGAGAUAAUCGAGAUCUCUCGGAACGGACUGUUCCACCGCACGGAGGAGCCCUACCCGGAGGACUUUGACGGGAGGGCAGACGACAGCCAUUUUCUACCUUCCGGUCACAAGAGGGUGCACUCAGCCAGGGUUUCCGGCAAAACUCUCUACGCAGACAAAAAAUCGUCAGAAGCCGUCGAUGAAGCAAAGAGAGCAGACGACACACUGAGUCUGAGCGAGUUAUCCUACCAGGGCAGCACCAGCGACAGCGGCCGAGGCGGCUCCGAGUUCGACAUCAACAACGGAGCCAGCAAAGAGAAGGGUGCGGCACCUGUCAGCUCUUCGCCAAUGCCUUUCAAGGGGAACAACUCUCUCGGACGACCUCGUGACCCGGAUGUGUCCUUCACGACCUUCAGAGGAGAGUCGCCGUGUAGUUUCCGCUUCGACUCGGACAGCGACACCCUGACCCGCAAUCCUCGCCAUGGCAACCCACGCUCCAGCCCCCUGCCGCUGUCCCCCAGCCUCCACCUGCAGCCGCACGCGCGCAGCCUGAACUGUGUGGCGGGUACGGGGUCACCGGGUGUGCACCGGAGCAUCCCCUUCGGUGCCGACUCCACCAGCUCCGACGAGGCCAACAGCACUGGCCGCAAGAGCAGCCUGGCCAGACGUGCAGUGACACCUAGCGGCGACAUUCUGUACGACAGAGGAGAGAGGAACUAUUCGCUGCCGACCGAGAGACCCUACGGCGGCGGUCUCGGGGGAGGCGCGCGCUUCCCCAACGGGUACGGGGGGUCACGCUCGGGUGCCCACGGCCCACCUGCCUUCGACCCCGCGUUCAGUCUCGCCAGUGCCGCGGCGCUGGGUGCCCACCCGGUGCACAAUCAUCACGCGGGCCCGCACGUGGAGUUUCGCGGGCGGAACACUUACGGCAACGCGGCCGUUCCGCGGCGAGGCGUGUCGGACUACGUCAACACGUUCGCCGACAACGACAGCGACGAUGAGACGCACGUGACGGCGGGCAAGGAGCCCACGGAGGUGGAGUACUUGUUGCCGCCGUACCCGGAAGUGGCUGAGGAGGAGGAAGGAGAGGACCACGCGACUGAGAGAAGUGCCUUAAACUUACCCGAGUGGCAAGAACCAAGCUCACCGCAAGGACGGUUCCUACAGAUCCAACUGGCAGUCGGAGGUCUAGUCAAUGUAGUUGUCACACUGGAUACACGUUUAACAGAAAAAGACUGUUCUGAGUCUUCACUGCCUACCCGAUAUUGAAGAUUCGUACCCGCUGUUACUAAGUCACGUGGGUGGUUGGUGAAUGGAAGGGUGGAGUGACGUGAGAGAAGGGAGAGAAACGAAUUAUGAGGACGAUUUAUUUAACCAAAUGGGAGUGGAAUUGAGGUGUGAAGAAUAGUCACUAUGUUGAUUAACCAACAUCACAACAUGAGAACUUCAUUUUCAUCUCGACCAAUGAUUCGUUUUAAAAAUUGUGUGUGACUGUCAGAAGUGCCGACCGACAUCGUCAUCGGAGUCGCCGACACUGAGAGCCGAGGGGCAGGUAGAAAUGAACUGUCACCCUCGGCAAGCGAAUUGAUGAGGAGUUGAAAAGCAUCGCCAUGUCAGCACAUCACGUUCCAUAGGUUCUGACCUUUGACCCAUGGAAGAUUAGUCAUAUGACUGUGGUGUCAAGUACGGAUAUCCAAACUUUUUUUAAAAAUUUAGGCGUAUGAAAGGAUGAAAAAUUGCUAUCAUUUGACAUCAACCCUCGCCAUUAUGCCAGAAAUAAAUUUCCAGCACUGAGCAGUCCCUGACUGCUGGGCUUUGCUUGAUGGGGUUGAUGCUGCCGUUGACUGCCUGUCAGUGCCUGUGACUGUCGUAGACUUACCAAUGAAGUGAACCCUAGUCACCAAGCUGUAGUGUAGACUGUAGAGAGCACGUUCUAUGCGCGUGUUGCGACAGGGACUGAGCCUGAUGACAGUCUCCAUCAACAUGUUAGCAAGCAUUUAUGUUUGUGUGUAUGUCAGUGUGUGUGCGUGUGUUGCAUACGUUGGCGCUGGAAGUUAUUUCGCAUUCCAAGCUUCAAGCAUUUCGUGAUGGUUCCGGACAGGGGAGACAAACUUCUUUUAUCAGAUGUUAACCUUUCUACAAACAACUCACCAGUCUGGUGUGUGCAGGAAUAACACCAACAGAAUACGGCCUCUUGGCAUCGCAGACCUUACUACUUCCAGUGUAUGUGUGAUGUCACGGUCACCUAACGGUCAACAGGUCAGUCGGUGCUGUACAAGAAGUGUGCACGCGCCUUCUUUCGCUACAUCCGGGCACCGAUCGCCACAAAAAGUGCAUGUGUUAGCUUUGGACAAAGCGAGGUGCGAUCUAUAAUCUCCAAUCUUUCUCUUUCAUCCUCGAUGACAGGAAAGCGAGGAUCGGGGCGCACCUUUGUUGUGCACGUGCUGCCUGUUCGGCUCGGUCGGGUGGAGUCACGUGCCAUCCUAGGUUUGCCGAAGCCGACUUGAAAGAUGUCAGACACUCCCUCCCCUAACCCCUUCCUCACCAGCUUUAAUCAUCAUAGAAGUUUUACACGUGCUGUUGAUGGUGCGGUCAGUGAAGACAACAACUCUUGCUUGUGAACUACAUUUGAGUG